CACUAACGUUUUCUACAAUAACCAAGCUUCCGCAUAAUAUAAAGAACACUUUUUCAUGGUUCUUUCUGCUGGUAGUUUCAUACAAGUGCCACUUCUGCGAACUACCAAUUAUAAAUCUUCACCUAAAAAAUCUAUGACUAUUACAAUAACAUGUGCUAACCACAAAUCUAAAGCAAAACAACAUGAUAGAAGCAGAAAUGGAGGGUAUGGACCGGACCCACACACGAAUAGUAUUACACUCCAAAGCACGAAAACAGCAACAACAAGAAAUCUUCAACUUGAUAACAUUUAUGCUACCGUCGCUUUGAGUAGUGUCAAUGAUCAAGAUGAUAGCAACAUAAGUCCUAAAAGGAUUGGCAACAUAGUUCAUCAUUAUGAAAUAUGAAUAGAGGCCGCGUAGUUUUAGUUUGGACAAAAAUUUAACCGUGAUAUCAACAAGAUGUAGUUAGGUAAUGAUGGCCGUCAUUGCCAAGAAUGUAUUUACUAAAUAGCAAUACAGUUUAUUGAUCAUUCUCGUGUAAAAAGAUCUCAAAUUGU
This is a messenger RNA of Vicia villosa (hairy vetch), 537 nucleotides long. RefSeq lists its product as uncharacterized. The transcript is spliced from 2 exons. Bases 56 to 385 code for a protein of 109 amino acids. Lineage: Eukaryota; Viridiplantae; Streptophyta; Magnoliopsida; Fabales; Fabaceae. The record is from RefSeq and is a predicted model, not a curated record.